AUGACUGGAUUGAGAAUUCUUAAAUACUGCUUCAUUGAAAAUGAUGGAAUCAAGUUUAUGUCGAAAAAGUUGCACCAACUUACUCCAAUAUGCCUUCAAACUGUUGAAAAUGAGAUGCAAUGCGAGGUUUUAACAGAGAUUAUUUCAAUUAUUUGGAAGGUUUUCCAUCGAUCUUGCGGCCGAGGUGAUAAAGCAAUUAGGGAUAAAAUAUUGAGCUAAACAUUGUUUGAAGAUUUACAGCUACUUUUAGCAGUUUCUCAUAGUCUAUUACUCAGAUGUGUAUUAGAAAGCAUAUUGACAUUCCUAGAAAAAAAUAACUAUACAGUUGAUAUUCUCCUAAGAAUUAUUGAUGAAUUUCCAGAUGAAUACAAAGUGUUAGCAGCUGGAGCACUGACUCAUUUAUGUAGAGAUAAUGAGAUUUUAAACCUAUUCAAACAGUUUGGAGGGUCCGAAAAACUGAUAAUAUAAUUGAAUUAAACUACUAAUGAUCAAGUCAAAUUAAGCAUACUAGUAUGCUUUUAAACAGUGACAUCCGAUGAUUAUGACAUACUGGUAGACAUGAGAAAUCUGAAUCUGGUGUAAAUCAUUUUAGAUCUUCUUGUGUACAAUCAAGGCAACCCUAUUCUAGUUGGAUCGAUGAAAGCUUUUAAACUUAUUUUCCCUCCCGAAAUUUUUGGCGCUUUUAUUGAUGUUGGAAACUACAAUAAAGACUUUUAAUCAUAUAUUCCGCUUCUCAAAAAAUUCAAUAAGAAACUUCCUGAUUAAAUCGCAAGAAACUUUGAACAAAUGGGCUCAUUUGUAAAAUUAGGGAGUGAUUCAUCCAAGUAUAUUGGCGGAUACUAAGGGAAAGGAGCAUUUGGUUCUGUUUAUCAAGUUGUUAAAGGAGAAAAUUAGUAUGCGAUGAAAGAGUUGCCCCUCAGCCAUUUUGAUGUAACCCCAGAAUAAUUCUAGAAUUUUUAUGAUGAGCACUCAAAAAACCAAGCGACUAUAGAUGACUUAGUAGUCUAAGAAAUUUGCAGAGAAGUUGCUAUCCUUAAAGAUCUUGAUCAUCCAAACAUAACGAAGUAUUACACAUCCUUUGCAGAGGGCUAAUACAUUUACAUUGUAAUGGAAUUGCUUGAUGGGAUAUCUUUAGCAGACUUCAUUUUAUCGUAAACUGAGAAAAAAUAAAGAGUUAAAGAAGAAAUCGUAUGGAAUAUUUUAACUUAACUUAGUGCAGCAUUAAGAUAUUUACACGUGGAGAAGAGGGUAGUGCAUAGAGAUUUAGCUCCCUCAAAUAUUUUAAUAGAUGGAGAUUUCAAUCUGAAACUAGCUGAUUUCGGUUUAGCCAAGAAAUGGGGAACCUAAUCAGCAAGUGUCAUGAAAUCCUUUGUAGGUACUAUUCUCUAUUCUUGCCCUGAGAUAGUCCAAUCUCAACCUUACACUGAGAAGGCAGAUAUAUGGUCUCUAGGUUGCAUUAUAUACGAGUUAAUGACGUUUAUUCAACCCUUUAGUGCAGGCAAUCCCUUAACAGUUGCAAAAAAAAUAGUUGAUGGUGAUUAUGAACCCUUAAACGAUGACUUCUACUCUCCAAUGUUGAUUGCAGUUAUUAGGAAAACUAUGACAGCAAUUCCUAAGCAGAGACCAAAUAUUCUUGAGCUCUGUCAAAUGAUGGUACCCAUUUUAAUGUAGUAGAUGGAUGAUCUGAGGAUCAAAGAUGAUAAAAAUACUCGUGAAUUGAAGUAUUUGAAGGAAAGAGUAAAGAUGUUCGAGGGGACAUCUGCUUCAGGAUUCAAGGGGCUAUAAGGCCUCUAGAUUAACACUAAUAACAAUUCAGCUUCAAUGAAUACUACUCAAUAAAAUAAACUACAGGCGACCGCGAAUGAUUUUAAGGUCGUGAAUAUUAAUUAGGAGAGCAUUAAAAAGAUGAGUGCGGAUCCAGUUGCUAAUUUCCUCUAGACUGUGAAUAAACUAUAGUUCAUUACUUGCCUGCCACCUUCGCUUAAAAAAGACUCUCGAUAGAUCCAUGUAGAAAACUUCUACAGAAGUUUAUUUGGCAAAAAUUCAAAUGGCGCUAAUGUCAAAAAUGAAUUGAUAAAGUUAAAUAAUUGCUCGCGAGAAACUAUAAAUAUUGGAGGUCAAACUUUGCAAUCUCUUAAAGAUGUAACAUACGAAGUGUUGAGUUAAAUGAUAGAGGAUAUCUUAAGAGAUAAUGGCUUUUAUCAAACUGCCUCGGCUUAAUUAAAUGAGUGA
Molecule: messenger RNA, 2232 nt
Organism: Stylonychia lemnae
Lineage: Eukaryota; Ciliophora; Spirotrichea; Sporadotrichida; Oxytrichidae
Source: the annotation of a GenBank genome assembly